Messenger RNA from Topomyia yanbarensis, 3827 nucleotides. It is a transcript of the gene tous, whose product is annotated as cilia- and flagella-associated protein 57. The record is from RefSeq and is a predicted model, not a curated record. The transcript is spliced from 9 exons. Bases 181 to 3807 code for a protein of 1208 amino acids. Lineage: Eukaryota; Metazoa; Arthropoda; Insecta; Diptera; Culicidae. Gene Ontology annotation, molecular function: protein binding.
AGCUCACGUUCUCUCAAUGACAUCGGAAAAGACCUGUUGCAUCUGUUUUCAGAAUCAUCCUUUUGUGCAUCGGAACGCUGCCAUUUGCUACCCGGUCCGCUAAUCGAUAGAUUGGCUGUGAAAAGUUGCAUCUUGUGCAAAUUAGUGAACUUGGUUUAAAAAGCUUGAUAGGAGAAUAAAAUGGAAAAGGAAGCUAGAACUAAAGCAAUCUCGAUUGUGCCAAAAAAUGUGUUUGGUCUGCGAACCGACAUCCUUGGCAAUGUGCAUUUCACUGUGAAGCAAGAAAUCAUCUAUCCCGUCGCAGGAGUAUUAGCCAUUCAUGACUACACCACAAACAAACAGAAAUUCCUAAGAUUUCCCGAAAAUUACCGUCCUGAGCGGAUCGUUAUCAGUCCGGAUCGAAAAUUCAUAGCGGUGUCUGAGAGAAAUGCCGAAAACAAAUCGCUAAUAAAUAUAUACGAAAUUGCCACCUUGAAGAAACGCAAAACUCUCCAACUACCUCCCGACUGCCCAAACACCCAAAUCGGCAACAUCUGUUUCACCUUCGACUCGCGUGGAAUCGCGGUUCUGUCCGUCGAACCGGACGCAUUCCUUUCGAUCUUCUCGUUCGAUAGGAACGAAUCGCUCAUCAUCGGACGAGCAUCGAACUCCAACCAGCAAGGUCAGGCCAACUAUCUGUCAUGUAAUCCGAGCGAUGCGACCAUCGUUGCCGUUGGCGGAUUCUACAUGUUGAAGAUCAUGAACAAAACGGACAAAGGUUUUGGUCAAAUCGGAAGCGUCAAGGGAGAUAACUUGCUGGUAACUUCGAUCGCUUGGCUGACGUCGGAUUCGUUGGUUGCAGGAACGGCAGAAACUGAAUUAAUCAUUGUCGAGUCCGGAGAUCUAAAACUAAAGUUGAGGGCAGACGAUGUGGAAAAGAUCGACUUGACAGCGGACGUGGAAGGAGACAUUUCGCCGUCUUCAGCUGACGCAUCCGGCAUGAAGAGAGAUAAUCAUGACGUUUUGUGUCUGACGCAGUUCGAUCAAGGCUUUCUCUAUUCGAUACACAAUGCGGUGCAUGUGUUUGAAAAGUUAUCGAACUAUGCCUUCAUGAAAAAAUCAAUCAUCCGAAUCCCUAUAUCGCUGUAUGACGAAGAUACGUACAAGAUCAUGAAUGUGGCCGUUAAUGCAGAACAGGAUACGAUUGUUGUCGCUACGAAACAUUCACAGAUCUACAUUGGGAUGCUUUUUGUACCGGAAACGCUGAAAGUUAGCGAACUGGUAUUCCGCCAUCUAGGUGAACCUUUGCAUGUCAGCGGAAUCAUUGGACUAUCGGUAUGCUCCUGGAAGCCGAUCGUCAUGACAGCAUCAAAUGAUCUCACGAUUCGUCUAUGGAACUACCAGUCCAUGAAGAUCGAAUUGGUUAAAAAAUAUCAAAUCGAAAUAGGAGUGAUUGCACUUCAUCCUUCGGGGCUUUUCGCCGCCGUUGGUUUUAUUGACCUUUUGCGAGUGAUGCAGAUUCAAUUAGACGAUUUGAAGCUUACUAAAACAUUCAAUUUCCCAAGCUGCACUCAGUUGAAAUUUUCCAAUCAAGGUCACUUGUUGGCGGCUGCGCACGGAAAGAUCAUCAGUUUAAUCUGCAUCUUCACAUUUGAGGUCAUUCAAACUCUCAAAGGUCACAAUGGGAAGAUAUUAAGCUUGUCUUGGUCCACGGACGAUGCCAUUCUUGCUUCUGGUGGAGAUGAUGGAGCCAUCUAUAAGUGGAACGUAGUUACCGGAGAUCGCAUGGAAGAGAUCGUUCAAAAAGGAAUUCAUUACAGAUCGCUAACUUUGACAAGUGACGCCCAUUCUGUCUAUGCCAUCACAAACACGGGUCUCAUCCGAGAGAUGUUCAAGUCGGACAUUUUUCGAGAAUUUAAGAUCCCCGAGUUAACUCCCCUCACGGACAUUGCCAUGUCACGCUCAGAUACUAUCAUGUUCGUAGGAACAGAAAAAGGUCAUCUGUACUACGUGGAUAGCAGUAACGGAAACUGUAACAAUUUUCGUUUUUUCAACACGGAAAUUACAAAAAUCUGCAUAACUUACAACGACUGUACACUGGUAACUGCCGCUUCCGAUGGAACGCUAGUGAUUUGGACUAUGCUGAACAACGAGGGUAAAACGGCUCCGCAUGCGCGUGAACUCGGACUUUGCUCGGAUAUUCUCAUACCAAGACAAGAUCUGCUGGACAAAAAUGACACGAUCGCCACACUGGAAUUAAGAAUUCAGCAACAGAUCAUGGAGUUUCAGUAUAAGAUGCAACAAGGCGAUGCGUUUCAUUCGGAACAGAUGCGAGACAUACACCGGGACUACUGCUCAGCAAUCGAGGAGUUGAAGAAAAAGAAUGAAGAAAUGGGAUUGGCACAUCUAGAAGAAUGUAAUCUGAUGACAGCCAGUAUUGCUCAGGCCAAGGAAGAUCACCAGAAGGAAAUGAUGGAUUUUGAAGCUCAAUUUCACGAAAAGAUAAUAAUGGAGUAUGAUAAAUUGACCAACCUGAAGCAGCAAAUGGACCAGAUGCGAGAGGACUACGAAAUCAAGCUACGACGAUCAGCUGGCUGUUUACAGGAUACAAUUGAAUCCUUGGAAGCGGAGCAGAAAAAGAAUCUCAACGAAAAGCAAGAAAUAAUCAACAGUCUUUUGAAGGAGAUGGAUCGUAGAAGACAGGAAUUUCAGGAAUACUGCAAACAAGUCGAUGUAGACAACGAUCGGAAAAAAGUUGAAUUGCAGCUAGACUACGAGAAAAAAUUACUAGAAGAAGAAGAAAACUGUAUGAAAUGGAGAGGUGAAGCAGGGGUACUGAAAAAGAAGUUCUCCACGUUGAGCCGUGAAGCAGAGAACUAUCGCAAAGACAUCGAAACAUUGCAGUACCAGCAUGGACGGUUCCAACUGGCAAUCAAACAACAUCAAAAGGAGAUCGAGGAGUUGAAGCGAGAGGUGUCGGAGCGAGAGGCAGUGAUAAGAGAUAGAGAGAAAAAGAUGCACGAGCUAAGCAAAAAGAAUGGCGAAUUGGAAAAGUACAAACAAGUUCAAACGCACAAAAUUAACGAACUCAAGAGUCAAAUCGAACCAAAAGACCGAGAAAUAAAAGAGAAAAAAGAAGUGAUUAGCGAGAUGGAGAAAAAACUGGAGGAACUGCAACAGAGCAACAAACAACUAGCACUGCAGCUCCAAGAGCUCCGUGAUAAAUACUAUGGAGCUGAUCUUGAGUUAAGAAAAGAACGAAAUCUAUUCCGAAGUGCAAAGAACAAGUACCAACAGGUGUGUGGAGAAAUUUACAACGUAUCCGGAUUAAUACAAAAACCUGACGAAUUGAAAAGAGGCAUUACCGACAUGUGCCACCGGUACUCCGACAACAAGGAAUUACAAAAAUCACUCGCCCUAGAUGAAGACGUUCAGAAUGAGUUUCUCCGACAGAGGGAGCAUCUGGAGAAGCUAAUGAAGAGUGCCAAGCUCAAGAGUAAUUGCAGGAAAGACAAUGGUGAAAGUGUGAGACUGAUGAAGGAAAAUAUGGAAUUGCUGGACGAGUUGAACAAGUUGCGUGAGCUGUUGAACGAGAAGCAGCGAGCUUGCACCCGAAUGGAGGCCCUUCUAGGAUUGUCCAGUAAGACUGUAGCCCCUAGAGAAGCCAAACUAAUGCUGGAGAAAGCCGUUGCGGAUAAGGAUGACUUGGAAAACCGGCAUCAAGAGCAGGUUGCAAAAUUACAAGACGUCAUAAAGGCUCUAUCAAGCGAAAAUCAAAACCUGCGAUCAGAAAUAGUAACUCUAAAUAAAAGAAAUAAUGGAAACUGAAAUAACAGGGUAAAAACGCC